Messenger RNA from Harpia harpyja (harpy eagle), 4140 nucleotides. It is a transcript of the gene MIMS1, whose product is annotated as family with sequence similarity 210 member A. Gene Ontology annotation, cellular component: mitochondrion. The coding region runs from base 1665 to 2492 and encodes 275 amino acids. The record is from RefSeq and is a predicted model, not a curated record. NCBI's taxonomy places the organism in Eukaryota, Metazoa, Chordata, Aves, Accipitriformes, Accipitridae. The transcript has 5 exons.
CUAGGUGCAAUUGUGGAUAACAUUUAAGUUACUGUCCUGACUUCUUGAGAAUCUGAGUGGUUUUAACAACCUAAAGUUACAGGGGCAAUUGUACAGCUUAUAGCUCCAGUAAUUUCUUUAAGAAAAGUAUUAUAUUUAGAGAAUAAAAUUGUCUCAAAUCCAUAGGCUGACACACUUUCUCCCACUGCCUGUUGAGUGCACAGGGUACUAGGAACUCCCUUUCACUAAUUGCAUCCUAAAGGACAGAUUUCUCUGUAUUCAUCUCAUGUUUUAGAGGGACGAAACAACUAGUUUCGUAUUUCUUUGGACCUCCAACCACAUUAAGUGUGCACUUUGAGUUGUCUGCCCUGUUUAAGAUGUUUGCAAUGUUGAGCCAAGUAAUUAAAAUAUUAGUUUAGCAGCUGCAUCCAUCACCCCUUUAACAAUAUUCAUUUCUUUAAAAUCAAUUUACAAAGUGUAUGCUAUAUUAAUCUGUUAUUUUAUUCAUUUGCCUUUCCUACAUCCUACUGUAACCAUUAUAAUACUUCCCUUGUUUAGUCUUAUAGUGCUGCUGGAUAGUAGUGUAAUCCUCAACUUACUGACACUUCAAAAGUCUCUCCUGUGUUCAUUUAGAUAAGUAAAAUAAAGCACGUACCUAUGAAACACAGUAGGAUUGUUAGGAAAAUUCCAACCUUGUUUUGAAAAACCUGUUUUCUUUUAUUCUCUCAAAUACAAGCACUAUUGUAUCUAAGCCUUUUCUUAUAUACCAAGCAUCUAGCAAAAAGCUUUUUUAAAGUGGAGAAGCAAAAAUUAAGCUGUUUCACAGUAUUAGCUAGAACCCACACUAUUGUCUGUGCUUACAAGGUUCACGACCUUUUCAGGAUCUACACUAGAUGGUUAGGGAACUUCCCCUUUGACCAGCCAGGUCUUGCAUAAUGGAGGAAAAAACCCUUAAUGACUUCCAAGUCCAUUUGAGGAUACAGAAACAAAAAAAGUGGUGUGGCAAGUCUUGUCAGUGGCCGUGCUAGUUCCUCUGCUUUAAAGCCAUUGGUGACAUUCUAUUUUUAAAUCUUAUACGGUGCACCUAACUCUGUGAGCAGAGGCCUUGAAACUCAUUUACUAAUCACAACUAUGCUAGCAACUGACUGAUGAGUGUUGAACACAUAGUAGUGACCCAUUGCUGCUUCAUGUUAAGGAGAAUUCUCACCCCCUGGGAGCCCUUUCGUACCCCAAUGUUCUGCAGUCAUUGUAAUGAAUCAGAGGUGUGGUACGGUCUUACUUUUGUGCUGUCAGUAGCUGCAGGACAGCAAAACCUGGAAACGGUGUUCUGAGAAAUGCUACUAUAUGUAUACUAUAUAGAAUGGGAAAAUUCAGAAAUACUUCCUCGGUUUCUUCUUGCUUCUGUACAGAAUGAUCUCCUUCCAAGGCUGUUGGAAUGCAGAGCCAUGUUAAUAACAUUAAUGAACCAAAAUCAGAGUGCUGAGCAUGGUUUCCCCCAUGUUGUAUGGUGGCAAGUUUCAAAGCUUGUUUGGAACAGCAGAGUCAUCAAUAUGUUCAAGACAUAUGUUUGAAAGGUGGUGAACUAGUGGAAGAGUUGCAACUUUUUGAAGAUACAAACCUUACCAUACUUUUCUUGUUGCAUAUCUGGAAAGUAAUAAAGGAAACCUCAGCCACACUUCAUCAAAAUGCAGCGGAGUCUAUUACAUACUGCAUCUCAGCUGGCGCAUGGGACGUGUUUGGUUUUUCCUCGCACUAGUACCUUUCAGUGCUUAAAAGGACAAUCAGUGUUGUCUGAUGUUGGAUGCAAAGUGAUUUUAGCACUGGACCCUCCUAAACGAUGUCUUCAUGCAGGUGCAGCACACUUUGCCUCAAAGAAAAGCGCUUUUUCAUCACAGCCAGCAGACACUCCUCACAAAGUAUCAGAAGAGAGAAAUCCUUUGACUUCAGCCACUGAUACACCCAAGCAGAGCCCUGUAGAGUCAGAUUCUUCAGAUCCUGAUCCGUUACAAGACAAAUCAAUUAGUCUCGUUCAGAGAUUCAAGAAAACUUUUAAACAAUAUGGAAAAGUCAUGAUUCCAGUGCAUCUUCUGACUUCCACUGUAUGGUUUGGAUCCUUUUACUAUGCAGCCAUGAAAGGAGUGAAUGUUGUUCCAUUCCUGGAGUUGAUUGGCUUACCAGAGAGCAUAGUAAACAUCCUGAAAAAUUCCCAGAGUGGAAAUGCACUAACUGCAUAUGCAUUGUAUAAAAUUGCAACUCCUGCCAGAUACACUGUGACUUUGGGAGGAACAUCCAUCACUGUUAAAUAUCUACGUAAGAAUGGCUACAUGUCCACACCACCACCAGUAAAGGAAUAUCUACAAGAUAGGAUGGAGGAAACAAAAGAUAAAAUUACAGAGAAGAUGGAGGAAACAAAAGAUAAAAUUACAGAGAAGAUGGAGGAAACAAAAGAUAAAAUUACAGAGAAGAUACAAGAAACCAAAGAUAAAGUUUCAUUUAAAAAAAUAAAGGACUAGGAGGGAUGCUUAAUUUUUGGAUAUAUCAAAUUUAGCACUUUAACCUUUUGUGAGGCAGGAUAUACAAAGUGCACUUCUGAGCUUUUUUCUUUUUUCUUUUGUUUUUUCUUUUUUCUUUUUUUUUUCUUUUUUUUUUCCCUUGUCUGGAGACUACAAUUGCUCUGUGGAUUUAAAAAUUCUGUAUAUUCACCAAGGUUAAAGUUCCCUGGGGGAGAGUAGUUGUGACAAAAUUUCAAUUUACAGAAGGAAUAAUGAAUCACAAAUUAGAAUUUCACGUGUCCAUUGGUAAUAGUGUUAACAGUUACUCUUCCCUCUUUUCUUCCCCCUGCCCCCCUCAAAAUGAAGAUGGUUUCUUUCAAAAGCCACUACUUUAUUCUUCUUCCAUCAUAGUGCACAGCCAUUAUUCCAUUAGACUGAAUCUUCCAUUAAAUGAGAAUGAAGAUUUCUCUGCUGGGAAAGGCAACAUAUUUUGCUUUUCAGAGUAUGUGGACCCAGGCCUCUUCAAUAGUGAUCAUCUCUCAACUUGGAGACAGACCAUUAUCAGUGAUACUGCACGUGAAGGAGUCAAUGGAUUAGCCAGUCAGUUGGAAUGAAUUGUAAUGGCUAUGCUAACUUCAGCUGAGCUGAGCUGUGAUAGUUUACAGGUUUGGACUAUGAAUCUUUCUUGGACAGUGUAUCUUUUCAGAAAUCUCAACUGAAAUCUAUGGGAAGAUGAGUUAAUCACAGUAGCCAUACUAUCAAGUAUACUUUGUUUCCUAAAGUUGAUUUACAGUAGAAAAAAAGUUAUUAAAUGAAAUUAAUCAAUAAUUGUAUAUUAAAAGCUAGGAUUUUUUUAUUAUGUUGAAGUUUACAAAACUGUUCCAUUUCAUUUUCAGAACAAAAAAAAUUCUGAAAGAGAAGUUUACUUGAGAAAUUGGUAUACCAAGGGGCUUUUUAAAUACAUGCAAAGUUAAGAGUUAAACCCAAAAGUUCCUCCUCCCAUUCAGGAAUCCCUCAGACUUUAGUAGAACAAUUUAACUAAAAUAAGCAUAAUUUCAGAGACAGAGAUCACCAUCUACCAAAUCUUUUUUCCCCUGGAUUUUCUUAGGUCAAGCAAAUACUUAUUCAUAGCUGAAGGCUGAAAUGCUGUCUCAGAGAUGUCAUAAAGGACUGAAGUUCAAACUGUUCUAUUUGACUGGGCAGGCAACCUUCUCUCAUGGUUUUACUCAAAUGUAGGCUAAAUUGAAGUGUUCUUUUUUCCUAUUUCUAUUACAGAUCCCACUUUGUAGCUGCGCUCUGCAUGUGUAUCUUGUUUCAUAAAGGUGGGGUUUUGCAGGGGGAUAUGCAGAAGCAACAGAGUUGGGCCCCGAGCAUUGUAAAUUACUAGAAUAAAAGAAUAUGGCUGACAAAGUGUCAGCUCUGUCCCACUCUUAUGUGUUCAGUCAAGUCACUGAGAGCCUCUCCAUGUUUGAGUGAGUUGAACUUCAUUAACUUAAUUAUGCAGGAUUGAUUAUAUACUUCUCUGCCUCUGUCCACAUGUCAAAUCGUGACUGCAAUCUAUUGCCUACCUCACAGGGAUGUUGUGAGGAAUAAUCAUUGUAUAUACAUCUUCAGGGCAUUGAAAAGUGCCAUGUUUCUGAUAAAUAUUAUUAAAAAGUAAUUCUGUGAA